Cylicocyclus nassatus is the source of this 348-nucleotide messenger RNA. The record is from the annotation of a GenBank genome assembly. NCBI's taxonomy places the organism in Eukaryota, Metazoa, Nematoda, Chromadorea, Rhabditida, Strongylidae.
AUGUGGGAUUGUAGUGAAGUACAGUUACUCGAUUACGCAUCAAGUUAUGCAAAGUCACAUACAUCCAAAACAUACAUGCAACAACAUUUUCUGGCAGUUUUUACUUCUACAUUUUAUCCAAAUGACGCUGGACCCUUCCCAGGAAUUGACAGAUCUUCGCGCUUAAGAGACUCACCGACUUAUCGAACAUUCAUCAUAGCAAGCAGUAGCGAGUGGGGCAUGGUGCUAGCAAUUCAGGUGUUUGUCAUGUCGUUAGCUAUGGAGCUUCGUAAUUGUUAUGGAUAUGCCUCACGAAUAAUAUUUGAGCACGAUGAAGCCGAAAAAGGGAAAAUGGAAGUAUUAGGGUGA